AUGGAGAUCAAUGCGAUGCGAAAAUCGCAUAGGAUCUGUGACUCUUCCGUCUCCAAGUUCAUCCGGCUCGAGCCUUGUCGGCCCGAUGAGCGUGUCUAUAUGGGGGGUCCUUCUGACCCUCCUUUCUUUUAUGUGUACCAGUUUGCACCCCAACAGUUGGGUGUUUUUGCGGGAUUUUCAAGUCCUAUGUUCGGCCUUGGGGAUAGAGGCUGGGGGUCUAUUUUCGAACUGGAUUCCUCUCAGCCCAAGGAUGAAAAUUCCCAUUACCACCUAAAAGUCGCAGCUGAGCUUUUGAUGUGUGAUGAGAAGUCCCUUGAAGCCUCUUUCUGCAAACGUGUUAUGGUGACUCGUGGUGACACCAUAACAAAAUCGCUUGAUCCAACUUCUGCAGCUCUCAGUAGAGAUGCAUUGGCUAAAAUAGUUUAUUCAAGGCUUUUUGACUGGAUUGUGGACAAGAUUAACAACUCUAUUGGGCAAGAUCCAGAUUCAAAUAACUUGAUCGGGGUUCUAGAUAUAUAUGGAUUUGAGAGUUUCAAGACAAACAGCUUUGAGCAAUUUUGUAUCAAUUUGACAAAUGAGAAAUUACAGCAACAUUUCAACCAGCAUGUCUUCAAAAUGGAGCAAGAGGAAUAUACAAAGGAAGAGAUUGAUUGGAGUUAUAUCGAGUUCGUUGAUAAUCAAGAUGUUCUUGAUCUCAUAGAGAAGGGCCAAAAUGCAUUUACUAGAUCACGGGGUGGUCUUCCAGUUGGAGAUGGAAUAUCUUUGAAUUCUGGUGUGCAUUCUGUUUCUGGUGUGAAUCGUGUUGUGGGGGGUGGAGUUGAAAAGUUUGUUUCAGUUUUUUUCAUUUUCUUUACAAAAACAACUUUAUUCGGAAAAAAAAAAUUGUUUGCUGAGGUUUUAGUGGCCACACUUAUAUUUGUUGCACUCUUGGAUUUGACUAGUUAGAAUAUCCACUUGUGUUUUGAUACUUAUUUUUGGU
Cajanus cajan (pigeon pea) is the source of this 979-nucleotide messenger RNA. NCBI's taxonomy places the organism in Eukaryota, Viridiplantae, Streptophyta, Magnoliopsida, Fabales, Fabaceae. The record is from RefSeq and is a predicted model, not a curated record.